Messenger RNA from Serinus canaria (Common canary), 1035 nucleotides. It is a transcript of the gene APOF, whose product is annotated as apolipoprotein F. Gene Ontology annotation, biological process: cholesterol metabolic process. The transcript is spliced from 2 exons. Lineage: Eukaryota; Metazoa; Chordata; Aves; Passeriformes; Fringillidae. Bases 126 to 1016 code for a protein of 296 amino acids. The record is from RefSeq and is a predicted model, not a curated record.
UCGCAACUCCCAGAUAACCACGGCUAUAAAGGGGUCACGGGGCCGGCCUGGCCGCAGUGACCGGACAACCGGACAGGGCAGGGGACAGCGGCGAGCGGCCCCCUCUGAGAGCCGCCACCACCACCAUGCCCCGGGUUCUGCUCUUCCUCCCUCUCCUCCUCCUCCUCAGCCGUGCCAUGGCUGUGUCCAUCAUCGCCCCAGGGCUGGCUGAUGGUGACCGGGCGCUGCUGGCCGAGCUGGCGGGGCUGGCCGAGCCCAUCCCGCCGCGGGCACCGGGGGUACCGUGCCAGACCCUUCACCCCGACACCCUCCCCGGCUUCUCCCGGCUGCCACAGCUGCCCCGUGGGCUGGCCCGUGCUGCCAUCACCCUGGCACUGCUCAAGGCCGGCUGUGCCCCCCAGGCUGAUGCCGAGGCGCUGGAGCUGGCACGGGAGCUGGGCACCACCACGGCCGCGGCGCUGCUGCGGGGGCUGGCGCGGCUACCGGGCGCUCCGGCCCCGCGGCCGCUGGCCCUGCUGCUCCUCAGCCUGGCGCUGAGCCCGGGGGGCUCUGCCUGUGCGGAUCCCCCCACGCCGGGCACGGAGCCCACGCCAGCCCCGAGCCGGGACAGCCGGGAUUUCCCGCGGGUCUGGCCGUGCCGCGGCGCCGUGCGGCGGCGGCGGCGCCGGGAGGAUGAGGAUGCCUGCAGCCCGGCGGGGGAACGGGAAGCGCACCGGGUGCUGGACUGGGUACCGGGAGUCAGCAUCUUCUACAACCUCGGCACCAGCGUCUACUUCGCCUUCCAGGGCUGCGAGGCCACGGCGUCCACGCGGGCGCUGGAGGCCGCCGAGGAUCUGGGCUACGCCGGGCUGGCGGCGCUCACCGGGGGCUUGGCGGGCCCGGUGGCCAUGGGGGUGCAGCUGGGGCUGCAGCCGGGGCUCAAGGCCGGCGUGCGGGCGCUCAUCGGGUAUUUCACCUCGGCCGGGGAGCCCUCGCCCGUGCCCACCGCGCACAGCGGCGCCGUGGUCAUCGUCUGAAUAAAGGGCACGUGUGGCA